AUGUCACAAGUAGCUGUUGCCUUGGUUCGUCUAUCACCUUACGAGGCUGGCGCAAACCCUUCUGCCUCCAUGGCGGCAUUGAUGCAGUCCACCAACGAGCCUGUUGCCGUGUCCAACCCAAUCACCGGGCCUUCCCAUUCUAUUACGAGUUCCGAUCCCAUAUCCUUUCUUAAACCACCAUCCAAACCGGAAUCCAAUCUGAGCUCUAUCGCCAGCGCCGGCCUUCACGUCUCCCGAUCACAACCUCCCCAGAUGACGAGCCCUUCAUCAGCGCCGGAUCGACCGGUCGAACAUGAGAGGGAUUCCGAGCGAAAUAGUUCCCAAGUGGCACGAGAAGCUUUAGGAGCCAGCGAAAAGUCCCCGGUCCCUUCAAUCCAAGAUCCCCAGAUUCAUGCAUCGCCAGAACAAAUGCACGUAGACGCCCACGCCCACGACACAUCAGAUCCUUACGGCUCGGCCGAUCACCAAAACUCGCUUAUGCACUCCUCGACGGUCGCGAGUCCGGGUCCGAUUGAAGAGUCAGCUUCGCAAGAUGGCGACCGUCAUCGCCAACGGGAAGACUCGGAAAUCGAUCAGGAUAGCAACAAGGCCUUUUCGUACCCGAUGCCCACCGGCGGACUCAACGACCCUCGUCGCGGCCUGAGCUUACCCAACGCGGGCUACAACAGAGGCAGCCCACGUUCGCCAUCGGCAAAGAAGCAUCGAUGCCCCUAUUGCGCGACUGAAUUCACUCGCCAACACAACCUUAAAAGCCACCUCCUCACCCAUAGUCAAGAAAAGCCAUUUGUCUGUCAAACCUGCCAGUCCCGGUUCCGCAGACUGCACGACUUGAAACGACACACUAAGCUGCAUACCGGCGAACGACCUCAUCUCUGCCCCAAGUGCGGACGGCGCUUUGCUCGAGGCGACGCGCUUGCGCGACACAACAAAGGUCAAGGCGGAUGCGCAGGUCGACGAUCUAGCAUGGGAAGCUUUGCGGCCGAUGAUGAAUAUGGAGAUGGCCACCACCACGACGGCAUGGAUGGCCUGGUCUACGCGGAGCCCGAGGCUAUGGAUGGAGAAGAAGAGCGACGACUCAGCACGCAGGGAAUGCGCAAGCAUGACGAUACCCUCCCACGAUCUGAUUCUCUCAAUUCUGCGCGUCAACCCAGCACUUACCCGCCGAUUGCAGCAAGCCGUGGAAGCCUCUUUCCCCCGCCCGGUACGCAUAGUGGAUCUGGCUCAGCGGCAACCUCCCAAGCGGGGAAUAUGACAUUCCCCCCUGCAGGUCAUGCCUCCGGCUCGUCUCUCUUUACCCCGGGCACUCUGACCGAGAGCUCCAAACCAUUAUCUCCGAAUGCUCUAUCACAUCACGACUCUGCUGCAUCCUCGCACCGCGGACAUUCACCCAGCAUGGGCCAGUCCUUGCCUCACCCACAGGCACCUUUUGGACGGGGAAGCUUGAGCUCAGCUCCCUCCCCCGUUGUCAGCUCGCCAGACGCUCGAUUUGGGUUACAAUCUAAUAAGCACGCGCCAUCGACUCUCUCUGGCAACCAUAGCUUAACUGCAUCCAAGGGUGGGCCCGACGGUUCCGACGGGGCUGAGGCCAAUCAGAUCGACAAACUCUGGGCGUACGUUCGUUCCAUGCAUGACGAGUUGACGGGAUUACGAAAUGAAGUCGCCUCUUUGCGCGCACAUAUUGCCUCCACCAACUCGUCGACAGCAGCCCCAGGAGAUGCGAAUCACACCAGCUCCAUCUCCAGGUAG
Messenger RNA from Penicillium pulvis, 1746 nucleotides. RefSeq names its product C2H2 zinc finger protein. Bases 1 to 1746 code for a protein of 581 amino acids. NCBI's taxonomy places the organism in Eukaryota, Fungi, Ascomycota, Eurotiomycetes, Eurotiales, Aspergillaceae. The record is from RefSeq and is a predicted model, not a curated record. The transcript is spliced from 2 exons.